GCAGGCGCCUAGAUAGAACCCAUACCUUAAAAUCUCGACCCCAUACACAGAGUACACCAACAUACAUCAUCCAUCGGACUUCCCAUAAAUAAGCCCGAGUCCAAUGGCCGCACGGUACGAUCGCGCGGUGACCAUUUACUCACCCGAUGGCCACCUGCUGCAGGUGGAGUACGCCCAGGAGGCCGUGCGCAGGGGUUCCACCGUGGUGGGUCUGCGCACCAACAACGCCAUUGUAAUCGGCGUGGAGAAGCGGUCCGCGGGCGAACUGCAGGAGGAGCGAGUGGUGCGCAAGAUCUGCCUGCUCGACGACCACUUGGUGAUGACUUUUUCGGGUCUCACCGCAGACGCACGGAUCCUGGUGGGCCGCGCCCAAAUGGAGGCCCAGAGCCACCGCCUGAAUUUCGAGAAGCCCGCGACCGUGGAGUACAUAACGCGAUACAUAGCCCAGCUGAAGCAGAACUACACGCAGAGCAACGGAAGACGUCCCUUUGGAUUGUCCUGCCUGGUUGGCGGCUUCGACGAGGACGGCACUCCGCACCUGUUCCAAACGGAGCCCUCGGGCAUCUUCUACGAGUGGCGGGCCAGCACCACCGGUCGCUCCAGCCAGCCGGUCCGCGACUACAUGGACAAGCACGCGGACGAGAUUCUGGCCUGCGCCGACGAGGCUACGGCCGUCAAGCACAUAGUCCGCACCCUGGUCAGCGUCUCCUCGCUGAAGCACAGCCAAAUGGAGGUGGCGGUGCUCAGGUACCGCCAGCCACUGCGUAUGAUCGAUGGCAAGGUCCUGGCCGAUCUGGAGCGCUCCGUUCGCGCGGAACUGGAGGCCGAGACGGAGGCCAAUCGGCGGACCCGAGUUCCCUAGUUCCAUCAUGGCCAUCAUGGCCGCCGUGGCUCCGGGCCGUUUUCAUGACCAAUCAAAAGUUGAUAACCGGCCGAGCUCUCCUCUUCUGGGCAAUUCAAUUUCGGCCGGGGAGUUGGGGAAAAGUAAUCAGCAGGAAAAAUGUGUAAAGCGGGCAAAUCACUUAAUUUGUCUCGAGGGCGUCUUUGUUUACGUUAUAUCGCUCACAGCGGAGAUGCGUACGCUCCUUUCCGGCCAACCAAGUUAAAAAGUUUUGAGUGAAAAUGCGAAUUGAAUUUGCAGAGGAAAAACAGGAAAGUGCGCAUGCAGAAAAUGUUUGUCAAUCGAAAUGGUAUCUCCCGAUUCGCCUUUGAUUUCGGGCAGAACGUCAAUUGGGUUAAUAAAUUCCUAAGGUGCCACGGGAUAUCCAUUAACCCCGAUGGGAAGGGCAUCGUUUUCUGA
Messenger RNA from Drosophila erecta, 1300 nucleotides. RefSeq names its product proteasome subunit alpha type-7-1B (gene Prosalpha4T2). NCBI's taxonomy places the organism in Eukaryota, Metazoa, Arthropoda, Insecta, Diptera, Drosophilidae. Gene Ontology annotation, biological process: ubiquitin-dependent protein catabolic process. Gene Ontology annotation, cellular component: nucleus; proteasome core complex, alpha-subunit complex; proteasome core complex. The record is from RefSeq and is a predicted model, not a curated record. Bases 104 to 862 code for a protein of 252 amino acids. The transcript has 3 exons.